GCUAAGGAGUUGCGAUCCCCAGCCUCGACUUGGUUCGCUAAGUUGUGAACUCUCCCCCCCCCCACCUGCCUCGACUCAGAUGCGUAUGCGUUCGUUUCCUUUAAGACUGUUCCGCUGCGAGGUCUCUCAUCGGCACAUGUAACGGCUCGUCAGCUACCGGACUUUGGGUCAAUCUCAGCUCCACGACGGGUUUAAUUUGACGGACGGACUAGUCGCAUUUUGUUCCGAGCCAUCGAUCCCAGCCUUCGCAUCGCACAGAGCGCAGAGGCACAACUUGACGAUCGGGAAGGUGUAGCUCGCGCUCACCAUGGCUUCAGAAGGGUCGGUCGAUGCGGGGGCGCCCAACCUCAACCUCACCCCGGAGGAGAAGCGCGUGUACGGGCAACUAUUUCGACAGGCCGAUGCCGAUAACGUGGGUGUCAUAACCGGCGAGGUAGCUGUUAAGUUUUUCGAGAAGACCAGGUUGGACUCGAGGGUGCUGGGAGAGAUAUGGCAAAUCGCAGACAAGGAGAACCGGGGCUUUCUCACACCCGCCGGUUUCGGCAUGGUCCUGCGACUUAUUGGGCAUGCGCAGGCAGGCCGCGAGCCGACUCCCGAGUUGGCUUUCCAAGUCGGUCCCCUGCCAAAAUUCGAGGGCAUCACGACAACUCCCGCCCCGCCGCCGCCUCCGCCGCCUGCGCUGCAGGCCCAAGGGACCGGCGCUCCCGGACCGAUCCGGAUCCCGCCCCUGACUCCCGAGAAAGUGGCGCAAUACGCUAGUUUGUUCGAGCGCCAGAAUCUCCAAAAUGGCAACAUGCUCCCGGGCGAGGCGGCAAAACAGAUCUUUGAGAAGUCGGGUCUUCCGAACGACGUCCUGGGACGCAUCUGGAUGCUCGCGGAUACCGAACAGCGCGGCGCCCUGGUGCAGACCGAGUUCGUCAUCGCUAUGCACCUCCUCACAUCCAUCAAGACUGGCGCGCUACGUGGCCUACCCAACAUUCUCCCGGCCGCCCUUUACGAGGCUGCUACUCGCCGCGCCCCCGUCGGUGCUGGCAUUCCCAGGCAGCAGUCUCCGUCGACCACUACACCGCCCAUGUCGGCCGUUCCGCGGCAGCUCAGCGGGCAAGGGCCGCUGACACAAAUGCGGACGGGAAGCCCCCUCGGGCGUCCGCCGUUAGGACCGCAGACGACAGGAGAGUGGCUAAUCUCGCCGGCGGACAAGGCCAGGUUUGACCAGCUCUACGAUGAAUUGGACAAGGGAAAGAGGGGUUAUAUCACGGGCGAGGAGGCCGUGCCCUUCUUCAGCCAGUCGAACCUCUCCGAGGAUAUCCUCGCCCAGAUCUGGGACCUCGCAGAUAUCAACUCUGAGGGGCGCCUCUCAAGGGACGAGUUUGCCGUCGCCAUGUACCUUAUCAGGCAGCAAAGGACCAAGUCAGCACCGCUUCCCGCUACCCUGCCCCCGAACCUUGUUCCGCCCAGCAUGCGGGCCCAGCAAGCUCGCCCGCCGGCAGCUGCUUCGGCGUUCGAGCCCCCGCCGCGGCCGCAGCCCCCGCAACCGAAACCAUCUGCAUUGGACGACCUGUUCGGUUUGGACGACAUUCACCCUCCUGCGCCGGCCCAGGUCCCGGCCGGCACGGGCGGUUCUGCCGGCGAUCCCUUUGCGGCGAGUGCCAGCCCUCAAGCUCCAUCCUCGCCUUCGAGACCCUCACCUUCCACGUCGACCUUCAAGCCAUUCGUUCCCUCGUCCUCGUUUGGGCGCGGCCUCGCUACGCAGAUGACCGGCGGGUCCAACAGCUCAGCCACGGCGAAGCCUGCUAAUGUUGAGGAUGAUCUCUUGGGCGACACCGAGCCUGACGUCAGCAAGAACAUUAACAACGAGUCUACCGAGCUCGCGAACUUGUCGAACCAGAUCGGCUCCCUGACCAAGCAGGUGCAGGAUGUGCAGGCUCAACGCACGGCCACCCAGAAUGAGCUGAGCCAGUCCAGCGCGCAGAAGAAGAACUUUGAGCAACGGCUCAGCCAGCUCCGCGCCAUGUACGAGAAGGAGGCGCAGGACGUCCGCGCUCUGGAAACGCAGCUCACGACAUCCAAGAACGAGACUAAGAAGCUGCAGGCUGAGUACGCCAUGGUCGAUGCUACCUAUCAAGAAUUGCAGAACCAGCACCGCCAGCUCCUUAGCGCGCUGCAGGCGGACCAGCAGGAGAACGCGACUCUUAAGGAGAAGAUCCGGAUGGUGAAUGCCGAGAUUGCCCAGCUGAAGCCUCAGAUCGAGAAGCUCAAGUCUGAGGCUCGCCAGCAGAAGGGCCUCGUUGCGAUCAACAAGAAGCAGCUGGCUACCACCGAGGGCGAGCGGGACAAGCUGAAGAACGAAGCCGAGGAGCUUACUAAGAGCAACGAGGAGCUAGCCCGCCAGAUUAGCGCCAACAGCUCGUCGCCGUCUGCUCAGGUCUCCAGUCCGGCCCUGUCCACUGCGAGCGCUAACAACCCUUUCUUUAGGCGGACCGGCAGCACUGACAUAACCACCACCUUCUCCCCGCCGAUUCGAUCAUUCACCGACAAGGCCUUUGACGAUGUCUUUGGCCCCAGUCUGGGCAGCCAGGCUGGCACGCCGCCCCCUCCUGCGGCUGCCGCCAUGUUCAAGCAGAACACGGGCACCUCAGCCGGCAGUGUCGGCUCGUUUGCCACUCCGGCUUCAACCAGCCCCAAUGCGGGCCGUCAGCAGGCCGCCGCCGCCGCCGAGCCGGCAACGCUGGCCGAGACGGGGCGGAGCAACUCUAGCUUCCCUCAGUUUGUUGAUGCUGCCGAGUCCCUGAGCACGUCGCGCCAGGUUUCGCCGCCGCUGAGCCGUACCGAGACGAAUCAGGAGGCAACGACGGCGUCCCCGGAGCCAUCGCAGACCGGGCACAAUCCUGCCUCGGGCUCCGGCUCCAGGCCCGCAUCCCCCGCAUCUGCCGCCGAGGCCAAGCCUACGUUUGGAUCCAUUUCGGAGGAGUCGAACAAGGCUCCCGCAGCUGGCAAGGAGGCCGAUCCGUUCGCUGUCGACCAGGACAAGGCCAAGGAGGACUUCGAAUCGGCGUUUGCUAGCUUUAAGCAGGCCCGGGCAGCGGCCGCUUCGAGCUCUGACACGGCAAAGGCAUUUUCCAACUUUAACACCGAGUUCCCUCCUAUCUCGGAGCUGGAGCGUGACGAUGACUCGGACUCGGAGAGUGAGCGGGGUGGGUUUGACGACGACUUCGCGCCGGCCUCACCGCCGGCCAAACCUGUGGAAAAGGGUGGUGAGUCGAGGGCGGCGUCGCCUGUGGUGUCCAAGGCGUCGCCUGAUGCUGCCGGAGCUGGUGUGCCAUCGUCUGCGUCUCCCGAGCCGGCUGCAAGCGACAACGCCGUUCCCACUACUUCCUCGUCCUCCAAUCUCAAUAACCUCAGCUCGUCCAAUGUAGACGACAUUUUUGGUUCCUCCGCGGCCCGGCCCACAGCCACCGCUAGCAACGCUAGCCGCCCUACCACAGCAGCGACCACCUCCAAAGCUCCCUUUGAUGACCUCGACGACGAUUUUGAAGGCUUAGAGGAUGCCAAAGAAGGGUCUGCCGACGACGACUUCGCCACCAUCUCGCGCUCGGGUCUUGACGAUUUCAACCCCGUCUUUGACAGCAGCCCGCCCCCGAGCCAGCCCAAGAGCGACUCUGCGCAUGCCGGAGCACCUGGCGGUGCUACCACCUUCGGGACGGAGAGCAGCUUCGACUUUGCCUCGUUUUCCGGCACUUCCGCCGCAGGAAGUACCAUCGGGCAGGCGGCUCACUCGUCUUCUUCUGGUGCGCAGGCGAAGGUCCCUGGUUCUCAGCCUCAGAUCCAGACGACGGCUGAAUCCCACGACUGGGACGCGCUUUUUGCGGGUCUCGACUCGGCUGCUACACCAACCGCGUCGUCGCAUACCCUUGCUACGAGCACCACGGGACAGGAUGCGGCCGCAGGAACCGCAGCUGGGGCCGGGAUUCAGAGCGGUGCCGCCGCAAAUGAGGAGGCGGGCAACAGUAAGCAGCACGACGGCGACAACGACCACCACAACAACAACGGCGGCGUCGGCGGCAGCAGCAACGACGAAGACCCCGCCAAGAGGCCACCGGCGCCGGGUAGGGCGCUCACCGAGGAGGGCGAGCAUGAUGAUCCCAUCUUGAAGAACCUGACGAGCAUGGGGUAUUCGAGGGCGGACGCGGUGGCGGCGCUGGAGAAGUAUGAUUACAACCUGGAGAGGGCGGCGAACUAUCUGGCCAGCCAAUCUUAGGCUUCCUUAGAUAGCUCCUUCUCAGGACGGCAUUUCGGGUGGUUGGUGCCGAAAGCAUGGGGCACUGCUGGUGGAGGAUCGGGCCCGAGCGGGUGGGUGAAUCGCGGACCAAGCGAACGGAACGGUGUGUGUGGCUUGUGGGUUGUGUUGAUGAGUGAUACCUUUCCAUAUCCUUACCCCCCCCCCUUUUUCUUUCCCAAUUCUCUCUAUUUUCCGACCAUUUUCCUUGCUGCCUCUUUCCUUUGUCUCUGUGAUUGCGUUGCCCCUUUGAUGACUGGUGUAACUACCCGCUCCUUCAUUCGUUAAUCCUAAUACUCGUUGUCUGCAAUUGUUUAUUGGUUGGUUGUAUGAUUCGGCUGGAAAGAUAUGUGCUGCACUGGUGCAUUCAAUCUGUACUCUGUCCGUGUAUCAUCCUGUACAAGGGCGUGGGAUAUCGAGCAUCAUUCGUUGUAUGUAUGACGACCGGAACCGGCUUUUGACUUUCAACCAUGUGUCGAUGUCGAUUCGUGGUCAGCUUGGCCGCCGAGCUGCUACUGUAUGGGGAUGUGGGGCUGC
Messenger RNA from Thermothelomyces thermophilus ATCC 42464, 4813 nucleotides. RefSeq lists its product as uncharacterized. Gene Ontology annotation, molecular function: protein binding; calcium ion binding. NCBI's taxonomy places the organism in Eukaryota, Fungi, Ascomycota, Sordariomycetes, Sordariales, Chaetomiaceae. Gene Ontology annotation, biological process: endocytosis; endosomal transport. Bases 308 to 4258 code for a protein of 1316 amino acids. Gene Ontology annotation, cellular component: cytoplasm; plasma membrane. The transcript has 5 exons. The record is from RefSeq and is a predicted model, not a curated record.